Kwoniella shivajii is the source of this 1572-nucleotide messenger RNA. RefSeq lists its product as uncharacterized. Bases 1 to 1572 code for a protein of 523 amino acids. The transcript has 16 exons. Lineage: Eukaryota; Fungi; Basidiomycota; Tremellomycetes; Tremellales; Cryptococcaceae. Gene Ontology annotation, molecular function: transmembrane transporter activity. The record is from RefSeq and is a predicted model, not a curated record. Gene Ontology annotation, cellular component: membrane. Gene Ontology annotation, biological process: transmembrane transport.
AUGAUUUGGAAUAAGAAUAAAGAUGAUAUCAAUCACGAUCCAGAAGAAUUAGCUAAACGAGGAUUGGAUCCUCAAGCUUCUAUCGGUCAUGUCAAGACUAAAGAGGAGAAACGGUUUUUGAUGAAACUCGAUCUCUUCCUCUUGACCUUUGGUUGUAUAUCUCAAGUCAUCAAAUACAUCGAUCAGACCAAUAUUAACACCGCGUACGUUUCCGGUAUGAGUGAAGCGUUGAAUUUACACGGAAAUGAGUUGAAUUACUUCACAACAUAUUUCAAUGUUGGCUAUUGCUUGUUCCUCAUCCCUUCUCAAGUGAUGAUCACUAGAAUUAGACCCUCCCUUUGGCUCCCUGGUUUAGAACUUUUUUGGGGUAUCCUUACUGGCUGUAUUGCAGCUUGCAAAAAUGCGAAAUCAAUCUAUGCUAUAAGAGCUUUCAUUGGUAUCGCUGAGUCAUCUGCUUACCCUGGAACUGUCACCCUUCUCAAUCGAUUAGUGACCUGGUACACACCUACUGAAAUGGCCAAAAGAAUUGGUUUCUACCACUCCUGUCAAGCUUUUGGAGGAAUGAUGUCAGGUGCUAUGCAAACUGCGAUUCAUGAGAGCUUGGAAGGUAGAUCAGGUAUAGCUGGUUGGCAAUGGACUUUCAUCAUCAACUGUAUUAUGACAAUUAUUGUCGCUCUUGCAGGACCAUUCAUGAUUCCUGAUUUCCCAAACAACCCAAACCCUCGAGCAUUUUGGCUUAAUGAUUCAGAUAUGGAAAUCGCUCGUGAAAGACUUGCAAGAUACACCCGAGAAUCGCCCAAUCCGAUUAACUUCAAGACCCUCUUUAGGACAUUGAAAAAUCCUAUAUUGUACUGUUUGAUUUAUAUUUAUGUCGGAAUGUUGAUUGCGCCUUCUGGAAACAGCUACUUCCAAUUAUGGUUGAAAUCCUUGAAAGAUGCUAAUGGAAAUAAACUUUGGGGUGUGAGCGCUUUGAAUGCUAUUCCAUUAGGUGGUUUCGCGAUGCAAGUGACCGCCGUUUGGUUGUUCGCUUUCAGUUCAGAUUUCUUCAAAACUCGUUGGCUCAUUUUACUCAUUAUCUGCAUUCUCGGUUCACCUUCUGCUAUCAUGAUGGCAAUUUGGAAAAUUCCGGAUGGUGCCAAAUACUUCAGUUAUUUCAGUCUUUACUUCUGUACAUCAAGUGGACCUCCUCUUUGGUCAUGGAUGUCCGAUAUGUUACCUCGAGAUGCUGAGCAAAGAGCUUUGAUCAUUGGUAUUUGUAUCAGCAUGUAUUACGCCGUCAAUGCUUGGUCAAACGUUUUGAUUUGGCCUACUAAACAAGCGCCUCAUUAUCUAUACGGAUGGCCAGUAUGUGUAGCACUCUGGAUUACUUGUGGUCUUGUCAUCGUCUCAUUGAGAAUAUACGAUAUCAAAAUAGUCAGACCUAGAAACUAUCGAAUUGCUCAAGAGACUCAUGAAGAAAAUAUGGCAGCAGAGUAUUACACCACUGAAGCUAAAGCUGAAGACGAUAUGAACGGUAUUGAGAAGGAUAUGGUCACAACCAACGUUCAAACCGUUCCUACUCUUCGAAAUUAA